GUGUCAAGUGUACGUUCCGGAAAACAAAUAAAAAUUAUAAAAUUUAAUUAGCAAGAAUUGAAAAUAAAAUUAAAUUAAAAUGGGUAUGCUAUGUGAUGUACGACUGGAUGAGGAACGCGGCUCUUAUCAGCCGGGACAAAUGAUAUCAGGACGAGUUGUGAUAAAACUGCAGGAGCGCGUGCUAAUGAAAGCUUUAGCCUUAAAAAUCUCCGGAUUUGCGGCCACAAAAUGGGAGAAACCUGCAAAACAAAAGAAUCAGAAACAAAAUAAAAAGCAAAACAAAAAACAAAAUAAAAUGGCACCAGGAACUGAACAACCUCAAGUAGUAAUAAAACCUGGUGAUGUCUAUGCAAAUCGCGACGAUUAUUUGUCUACAAUGAAUUACUUUAUCGGAUCUGAAGCAGCACUACCAAAAGUCAUUGAAGUAGGUACGUAUUGCUACACUUUUGCUGUAUGUUUGCCGGAAAAGUGUCCAGCAAACUUCGAGAGCACAAUCGGGCACAUACGUUAUGAGUUGGAAAUUUUCAUUGAUUAUCCAGAACACAAAUACACUUGUUAUUCACGCAGUCUGUUUGUGCAAAACGUAGUCGACCUACGCACAGACCCUACCCUAAAUGCCGCUUCAGAUGUACAACAAAUUGAGAAGAAAUCAUUCAUGCAAUUCUGGCACACUCCUUUGGAAAUGCACUUGAAUUUACCACAAACUGGUUACGUGCCUGGAGAGGGUAUACCAGUGCAAGUCAGAAUACAAAACAAUGAACUUUUAACACUUACCGAACUAGUGUAUAAAUUAAAUUUAAUCGGUACUUAUGUGGGUGCCUUUAAGAAGAAAACCGAAAUCAAAGUCAUACGCACCACUCUUUUAAAGACAGUGCACAAUCUCUUCGGACAAAAUGGUACCGUGGUGCAGCACAUGCAGCUGUUGCAUGUACCUGCUACAACGCCUACUACCGAAUUAGCACAAUGCAGAUGCAUACAAAUUGCCUAUGAAGUAGAAGUUACGGUGAAUUCGACCAAAAAGAAACGCUGGCUGUGUGCGGCAAUACCAAUUAAAAUCGGUACUAUAUCCUUGCAAAAUCAAAUGAAGUUGCUGCCAAGUGAUGUGACAGGCAGCUCCACUGCCCUAAAUGCUACACGUUCACUUGAGGAUUUGACUGCGCCGACAAGUAAUUUGUAUCCUCGUUUGCCCACUGCACCAGCUUUGGAGGAGAGUAAUGCUGAUUUAGGUGCUUCUAUGGCUUCACUGGCUUCUUGUUUAAAGGAAGCAGAGUACAUGGGUAAAAUAAAUUUUAACAAGCAAACUUCGCACACCAUGGCCGGUGACAAGGCGGAUUUUAAGCCGCGUUAUUUAUACUAUGAUCCGGCAAAUGGACAAUCCCAAGAACAGCAGAUAACAUCAACAACAAAUGAAAACCCCAAUUUUGAACAAAAAUUUUAAGAAAGCUUUAAUUUUGUAGUUAAAAAUAAUUAAUUUAUUAAUUUA
Teleopsis dalmanni is the source of this 1483-nucleotide messenger RNA. Its product is annotated as arrestin domain-containing protein 17-like. Gene Ontology annotation, biological process: protein transport. Bases 80 to 1438 code for a protein of 452 amino acids. The record is from RefSeq and is a predicted model, not a curated record. Gene Ontology annotation, cellular component: cytoplasm. The transcript is spliced from 4 exons. Lineage: Eukaryota; Metazoa; Arthropoda; Insecta; Diptera; Diopsidae.